GUCAUCCGAGCGUACGGACCACUAGAAAACAACUAACCACGAAAUACUUCUGGCCCAACAUGAAUAAAGACGUCGGAAUAUGGACUAAAGCAUGCAUUAAUUGUCAACGAGCAAAAAUACAUCGACACGUCGUAACACCCUUAGGCCAAUUUCCACCGUCGCAGCGCUUCGAACAUGUACACAUCGAUAUAAUCGGACCGCUACCACCGUCAAACGACUAUCGAUACUGCGUCACGGUGAUAGAUCGCUGUACGAAGUGGCCCGAAGCAGUGCCGGUGCAAGAAAUUACCGCCGAGAAUGUAGCUAAAGUUUUUUAUGAAAACUGGAUCGCACGAUUCGGUUGCCCGCUACGCAUAUCUACGGACCAAGGCCGCCAGUUCGAAUCCGAGCUAUUUAAAUCCUUAAUGAAAAAAUUCGGAAUAACAAGAAUUCGAACCACUGCAUAUCAUCCACAAUCUAAUGGCCAAGUCGAACGAUGGCAUCGAACAUUAAAAGCGGCACUGAUAGCACGAGAAGCCAUAAUACAAUGGACGGAUAAAUUACCCACCGUGCUAUUGGGCUUACGCACGGCGUUAAGAAAAGAUAAUUUUAGUCCUGCAAUAAUGACUUACGGAACAACAUUACGAAUACCUGCCGAUUUCUUCGUGCCUACACAAUCAAAUAUAAAUGACACAGAGUACGUACGCCGCCUAACGGAAACCAUGGCAACGCUACAACCAGCGCCACGCAAACACACUUCUCAACAUAAACCAUUCGUGUACAAAGACCUAACAACGUGUACGCAUGUGUUUGUGCGCAAUGAUAUGGUUCGAGCUCCGCUUACGCCGCCGUACGAUGGUCCUUAUAAAGUUUUAAAACGCUACGAUAAAUUUUACAAAAUUCAAUUGCCCUUACGUACAUCAGUCGUUAGUUUAGAUAGACUCAAACCAGCCUACUACAAUACGAAUUCAUCACCAGAAGAACUACCUCGUCAACCCAAUACGACAUCUGAAUAUACAACAAGAUCUGGAAGAAAAAUCAAACCUAAGGUACGAUUUUCUUGAAGGGGAGUGAUGUAGGAAUUGCAUUCUACAUUAUUGUUCAUACAUGCGUCGACGUCCAGAGACGCGCUCCGACUAAAUUAAAAACCAAAUUCGGGAGCUAUUUAUACUACGCGAAAAUCGGCAAGCGCAUACGGCGCUUACCCAGCGCGCUCUAUCGGAUUUUCGUGUCAACACACGAAAUGAACAUACGAAAUUGCGGCGUCGUCAUUGGUCGAAAAAUCGAACAUUUAAUUCGUAGUUUAAUUUCCAAAAUAUUUUCAAUUGUAAUGUAUAACUUUUAAUUGGCUGAAUCAUAAUUUUUAUCAUUGUAAAUUGUGUAACUUUCUAUUGGUAGAAAAGUAAGCGUUUUCUUUGGACGAAAGAAUUUGUAAAUAUGCACUGUAAUUAUUUCAUUGGAUAAUAUUAUUCCUAGUUUUUGUAUAUAUAUCGACACAUUUUUAAAAUAAAAUCAUUCCGAUCCGACCAGCAAGAAAGUGUUCUUUUACUC
Messenger RNA from Vanessa tameamea, 1530 nucleotides. RefSeq lists its product as uncharacterized. The record is from RefSeq and is a predicted model, not a curated record. The coding region runs from base 60 to 1043 and encodes 327 amino acids. The transcript has a single exon. NCBI's taxonomy places the organism in Eukaryota, Metazoa, Arthropoda, Insecta, Lepidoptera, Nymphalidae. Gene Ontology annotation, molecular function: nucleic acid binding. Gene Ontology annotation, biological process: DNA integration.